AUGUUUCCCAACAUGUUCGGCCUUCACAGACGACAAAAUGGCCAAAACCUUUCAGAUUUACCCGCCAGCAUAGGGAAUCCUACGGCUUUACCUUCAUCUAUCGGUGCGCCAGGCGUUGCCACAGACACUGCUGCAGCAGGCCCAAUCGUAACCGCGGAAGCCCCUACAGGACUCACGACAAUUGUGGAAACGGUGACUCUUGCCAUAACCUCGCCAACCCCUACUACUGUCACGACUGAGAGGACGAGGACCGUCACUGAUGCUUUCGAAUAUGCGUCGCUCACCUCAGCGGAAGCGGCCUCCGCCACCACUACAUCCUCGUCACACUCUUCGUCUAUAUCUACAUCUACCUCAACCUCGACUGCAGCAGCAUCUUCUUCUUCUCCAUCCUCCUCGAAUCUCAGCACUCUCAUCCCAGCAAUCGUUGUUCCCGUGGUAGUUGUGCUAGCAGCUUCGCUCGGGCUUUUCUGGUUCUUCAUGCGGCGAAGACAUCGACGAGAGCUUCAAAACCAACCAGAAUUCGUCAUGGCUGGCAAGGGAGAGAAACUCAGCAGUCGAUCAAGCAGUGCUCGCUCGGCAGCUUCCAGUUCAUGGCCUGUCGAAAAGAAAUCCCCAGAAAUUGCUCAAAAGGAAUUCCCAUCAAUUGCAAAGUCCCCGCCAACCAUGAAGGCAGAGUUCAAAUCCCCCAGCAUAGGUGUGACGCGGGCUGGCACUCCUGGAGACUCGACUUCUCCUGUUAAUCAGGCACCACUGGGUCUCGGCAUGUCUGGGACGGCGAGAGGGGAUUCCCGCCCCUACCAGAACUUCGCUGGGUCUUCAUCUGCAGUGCGCCCAGCUACGGCCGGACGGGGUCAGCCUCCCGGGACUUCUGACAGAGAACAAAAUCGCAAUAGAAGUAGCAGCUCUCCUGCUCAAAGAGGCUUACCUCCCUCUUCAAGAUCAGGGCCAAGUCCAACACCGCGGUCUGGCCCGAGCCCAACCCCUAGAGGUCCGCCAGCUCCAUCCACUAUCAACACAACCCUUCACGCUGUAGCAAAUCCUCGUCCAAACGGGCCCCCGCCACCAGCUACCUCAGCACUUCGGUUACGUGAUCCAUCCCCUGGUAUGAGCCACAACACUCGCGCUCAAGCACCGUCACGUCUCGAAGCCCCCGGUGCCUACAACGGAAACUCCUCCAUCUCUCAGUAUUCACCUAUCGUCAAAGAUACACCGACCACAUCAACUCCAGUCUCCAGCAGCAACAAGCGAGGUCCGCCACCACCUCUUCAAACUUCGAACUUUGCUUCUAAAUCCUCCAAGUCAGGAUCGCCCACUGGUCUUACCGAAGAGAACUUGCGGAUCGCCCGAUUUGCCAAUUCUUCCCGGCUAGGUUACAGUGCAGGUGAACCAAGUCCAUCACCAAAACUGCCUCCCCCAGCAACACGCUCUCAGCUGAUCCCUCGAGAGAGUGCCAAGGAGUCUCACGAAAGAUUCUUUGCAGGAAGUGGCUCAGAUAGUCGGACUACUUCACAGCAUCGACAAGAAUCGACAAAGCGUGCUUCCAUGGUCUCGGACGCAGACGAAUAUGAAGACAUCGAUGCCAAGUCCGACGUAAGCAGCUUGAAUGAGUUUGAACGUUUCGACUUCACCGACGCCGCUGGCAGUCGUACCGGAAGCGCUGCUGGCCACUCGCUGAACUACUUCGCUGCGCAGAAUAGCCCUGCCAGUGGUCGAGGAAGUCCCUUCGGAAAUGUGGUUCAUGAACGGUGGUGA
Messenger RNA from Exophiala aquamarina CBS 119918, 1752 nucleotides. RefSeq lists its product as uncharacterized. Bases 1 to 1752 code for a protein of 583 amino acids. Lineage: Eukaryota; Fungi; Ascomycota; Eurotiomycetes; Chaetothyriales; Herpotrichiellaceae. The transcript has a single exon. The record is from RefSeq and is a predicted model, not a curated record.